AUGGCUAGCAAGCUGAAUAUUUUCUUUACUGGUGCCACAGGCUACGUUGGAGGUAGCAUCCUCUCUCGUCUCCUCAACCACAAGGACGCCGCCUCCUUCCAGAUCACCGCUCUCGUGCGCUCCACCGAUAAAGCGGAAAAGCUCAGGACCCUCGGUGUCGACACCCUCAUCGGCUCGUACACUGACGAGAAUCUGUCCUUUUUGACCGAAGCUGCUUCCAAGGCCGACGUGUAUGUGCAGGCUGAUGCAGAUAAGCUCCCUCCUGCCCAAGCCAUCCUCGAUGGACUCAAGCCGAAGUACGAAGCGUCUAGCACGCCCCCGAUCUUGAUCCACACUUCCGGCACAGGCAUCCUUCUAGAUGAUGCUCGAGGUCUCCACAGCGGGCAUAUCCGCUAUAGUGAUCUGGAAACAGAUAAGCUCGAUGCCCUCCCUGUCACUGUCUGGCACCGGAAUGUAGACGUUCCCAUCUUGGAAGCCGAUAAAGCGGGGUAUGUCAAGGCAUACAUUAUUGCUCCAAGCCUUGUCUUUGGGGAGCCCAAAGGGCCCCUUAUUGACCUGGGUAUCCAGAAUGGUCAUACGAUGCUGAUAGAGUGGCUCGCCAAAGCAUCUAUCACCCGCAAACAAGGAGGGUACAUCGGCAAAGGAGUGAAUAAAUGGGGAAGAGGAGGAUGUUCUCACGCUCGAACCACCACCAUCUCGGACAGCGAAGCAGCUCAGUACCGCCAACGCUCGCCCGACGAGACCCCAUCCGAGUCCUCAGACGAUGCCCGGGUUGCUCCGCUUACGAAGUCACCCCAUACACGACGAGUGGUCAAGAGAGGUCGAAUCAACGGCCCAGCGACCCCUCCUUCACCAUCACCUGCCACCAAUCUCCCACAACAAGAGUCACUUACCGGCCUUCACAGGCCCACCAAGACCAACAAGUCUCAGGCUCCCUGGGACGACAUGAAGCACCUAGAGCAGAUGCUGGACUCGGUCCUUGCAUCCGCUGUCAUCAUCCAGGCAGCCUCAACCAUACCUGUGGAGCUCACCCCCCACUCCCGCAGUGCGUUGGCUGCGAUCAUUAACAUCCUACAGCCACACACCACCAUGCCGACUGCACCUAUGUCCACCACUGCACUGCAUACUGCCACGAAGCCCUACCCCCCUCCUGCUACUGAACAGCCAGCUCGACGGGCGGAAAACAAGUCCUAUGCGCAUGCUGCGUCACACAAAACUGGCCAAUCGGUCAACAGGAAAGAAGUGUCACUAGCCGGUCAAAUGCCUCAUCCAUUGCGGAGGGCCAAGGCGCCCGCCACACCACGUCACUCCCCCUUUCGGCUAACCCUUCGAUGGCCUAACCAACCACCAUCCCUUCCACCAGGCUUCCUCAUGUUACUCCUCGACCAAUUGAACUACAACUUCCAGGAAGUUGGAGAACCACCCCCCAUUAUGGCUCUUAACCGCACCAAGGCCGGGAACAUCAUCAUACUGACACGAGCACCAGUUCUAGCCUCAGCACUCCUUGCACGACAAGACAAUGUACUCCGAUCGUUUGACAAACUCUCAAAUGACUUCAAACAAAGUGAAGACCCGAUCUUGGAGUUGGAUGUGCCAUGGCAUGGGUUCGUAAUUCACAACGUUCCUGCUCUUGGUCUGGCAGAAGUUAUGGAUUCCCCUGUGGGUCAUGGACACGAUUUGCUGGUGAGGAUAAAGGUCGACAUUGGAAUCCCAGGAGCCCACAUCCGCGACUACCGCGUACUUCAACGGGACAACUCAUGGAAGGAAGACGUGACAGGGAUGUCGACAGUCUCGUUCCUCAUCAUGCUUGAUGAUGAGGGAUUGGCAGACAGGCUACUGUCAUUCAAAGGUAAUAUUCAUUGGUGCACAUUGUCGGGCGACCCGCUACCAACCCCGGAGACGACGUGGCGUCGCAAGAUGAUCAGACCCACCUAG
Molecule: messenger RNA, 1935 nt
Organism: Cyclocybe aegerita
Lineage: Eukaryota; Fungi; Basidiomycota; Agaricomycetes; Agaricales; Hemipholiotaceae
Source: the annotation of a GenBank genome assembly